AUGGCGAUUGCGCGGCCCGUCCGGGCGCUGCUCUUCUUCGCCGCCGUCGUCUGGUGCUUCUUCCUCUAUCAGAUCUUCAAGCCCGAUGGCCUGAUACGUGGCCCCGGCGCGCGGUAUCAAAACUUUGAGCGCGAUCCCACCCUGGAUCCCACCGGAGAGCCAGAGGGCGUCCUCCGCCGCGUCUCCGACAAGUACGCACCCGAUGCCGAAGAUAGCGCCCGCAUCCCUGCGACCUUGCUGGCGCUGGUCCGAAACAGCGAGGUCGAUGAUAUGGUGCAGUCGAUGGCGGAUCUCGAACGGACGUGGAACGGCAAAUUUAACUACCCAUGGACCUUCUUCAACGACGAGCCGUUUUCCGAAGAGUUCAAGACGAAGACACAGGCUGUUACCAAGGCCAAGUGCAACUACGAGCUCAUCCCCAAAGACCACUGGGCUACGCCGUCCUGGAUCGACGAUGCUAUAUACGAGGAAUCCACAUCUGUCCUCGCCGAGUCGGGCGUCCAGUAUGCCAAGAAAAUAUCCUAUCACCAGAUGUGCCGAUGGAACAGCGGCAUGUUUUACAAGCACCCUGCCUUGAAAGACAUUCGGUACUACUGGCGCGUCGAGCCCAAGGUGCAUUUCUUCUGCGACGUCGACUAUGAUGUCUUUGCCUACAUGUUAGACAACAACAAGACCUACGGCUUCACCAUCACUCUCUACGAUGAUCCGAAGACGCUGCCGACGCUGUGGCCUGAAACGGUCAAGUUCCUUGCCGACAAUCCUCAUCACGUCGUCCACAAGAACGCCGCGCUCAAGUGGCUUACCGACGAUAUCAGGAGACCCGAUCACAACAAGAAGGCUCAGGGGUACUCGACCUGUCACUUCUGGAGCAACUUUGAGGUGGCCGACAUGGACUUCUGGAGGAGCCAGGUCUACGACGACUACUUUAACCACCUUGACCGUGCGGGUGGUUUCUUCUACGAACGCUGGGGCGAUGCUCCUGUUCACAGCAUUGCUCUCGGUCUCUGGGAAGACGCGAGCAGGGUGCAUUGGUUCCGCGACAUCGGCUACCAGCACAUCCCCUUCUUCAACUGCCCCAACUCGCCCAAGUGCAAGGGCUGCGUCACCGGCCGCCUCACAGACGGCGAGGCCUGGCUCCAUCGGGAAGACUGCAGGCCCAACUGGUUCAAGUACGUGGGCAUGGGCUAA
Purpureocillium lilacinum is the source of this 1188-nucleotide messenger RNA. RefSeq lists its product as uncharacterized. Gene Ontology annotation, biological process: protein O-linked glycosylation; cell wall mannoprotein biosynthetic process; protein N-linked glycosylation. The record is from RefSeq and is a predicted model, not a curated record. NCBI's taxonomy places the organism in Eukaryota, Fungi, Ascomycota, Sordariomycetes, Hypocreales, Ophiocordycipitaceae. Gene Ontology annotation, cellular component: Golgi apparatus; membrane. Gene Ontology annotation, molecular function: alpha-1,2-mannosyltransferase activity.